AUGAAGGAGGGUGUCGCGUUACAUUUUGCUGCGUCGAUGUUGUCCGGAUUCCUCACUACCUUCAAUUCGAUGCCUUUUGACGUGACAAAGACAAGGAUACAAAACUUGAAAAGCACAGGCAAACCGCCUGGGAUGAUCUCGAUGAUGACGUCCAUAGCGAAAACCGAAGGCAUAGCUGCAUUGUGGAAGGGUUUCUGGCCCACGUACUGCAGAAUAGGCCCCCACACAGUUCUAACGCUUAUAAUCAACGAGCAAAUUGUACACCUAUACAGGCGGUACGCAGAAUAA
Hylaeus volcanicus is the source of this 288-nucleotide messenger RNA. Its product is annotated as mitochondrial 2-oxoglutarate/malate carrier protein-like. Gene Ontology annotation, molecular function: succinate transmembrane transporter activity; thiosulfate transmembrane transporter activity; oxaloacetate transmembrane transporter activity. Gene Ontology annotation, biological process: oxaloacetate transport; succinate transmembrane transport; malate transmembrane transport. NCBI's taxonomy places the organism in Eukaryota, Metazoa, Arthropoda, Insecta, Hymenoptera, Colletidae. The coding region runs from base 1 to 288 and encodes 95 amino acids. The record is from RefSeq and is a predicted model, not a curated record. The transcript is spliced from 2 exons.